Messenger RNA from Punica granatum (pomegranate), 1807 nucleotides. NCBI's taxonomy places the organism in Eukaryota, Viridiplantae, Streptophyta, Magnoliopsida, Myrtales, Lythraceae. The record is from RefSeq and is a predicted model, not a curated record.
UCUAUCUAUGUGUAUAUAUAUAGCUCAGGUUGGGGAGAGAAUCUUAUAUGCAAUAAGAAGUACCAUUUCUUGCUGCCCUCCAAAGAUGACGCGCAAGAAGUUUCGUUGAAUUGCGGCGGUGCCCAUUUUGAUGAUCAUACAAUUACAAAAGGAAAGAUGAAUCCGGCAAAACUGCAGUGUUGCCACUCCCUGCACGGUGUCUUCCACUCUAACGGGUUCGGACAUUUGCUGUGCAUCAAUGGCGUUGAAGGAGGCUCAGAACUGGCCGGAUUUCAGAUCAUGGAUUUCUGGGACCGUCUCUGUACCGGAUUAAGAGCAAGGAAAGUGAGUUUGAAUGACGCUUCACGGAAGAGAGGAAUGGAGUUGAGGCUUCUUUAUGGAUUAGCAUAUGGUGAGCCGUGGUUUGGCCGUUGGGGAUACAAAUUCGGCCAUGGAAGCUUCGGGAUUACUCCUCCGAUGUACAAGAAGGCAAUGGAAGCUUUGCAGGGCAUUCCUCUCCUUCUCCUCACUCAAUAUUCUACCAGCUUCCCCUCCUGUCAUGAUAUCCCGAUGAUCUUGUCGAGAUACCAGUCCUUUUCCAACCGUGCUUUGGUGACUCUGGGAGACCUCUUUCGCUUCAUAUUGCAAUUUGAGUCUCGAAUGCCAAAAGGGAAUUUGAUCGACGUCUCCAACUCGGGAGGCCUAUCAGAUCACACUUCAUGUCGGUGGUCAUCGAAAAGGGUUGAGAUGGCGACCCGAGUGAUUGUUGAAGCUUUGAAGAGGGCGCAGUACCGGUGGAUCUCGCGGCAAGAAGUCCGAGAUGCUGCUCGUGCUUAUAUUGGUGACACGGGAUUGCUAGACUUUGUCCUCAAGUCACUCGGGAACCACAUUGUCGGUAAUUUCCUAGUUCGUCGAUGCCUGAAUCCCGUCACUAAAGUUCUGGAAUACUCUCUGGAGGACAUCUCCAAGCUGUUUCCCUGCCCAGAGUCAAAUGAGUAUGCUCGAUCGAACAUCACUAGGGAGCAGCUAAUGAAGGACGUGGCGUGUCUUUACAAGUUCAUCUUCAAACAGGCAGAAUCGGUACACAAACAAGAUAUCAAUAACACGAUUCCACUCAUAACACGGGUCAUUCUCGAUUUGAAAUACUUUAUCAAGGAAUAUAAUGGGGAUCUACCUUCUAAUAAAGUAGAUCAGGUUGGGAUAAUGGGAGGGAACGAGCUAAAAGUCUUCUGCACAAUUCUGUUGAGGGACAACGAUAUCAAGCCGUUCCAUAGGCAAAUCGGCAACCCGAUCAUCCCACCAUAUGAGUGUUUCAUGUUACAAGAACACACCACCAUUGAUGAGCUCAAGCUAAAAGUGGAGAGGACAUUCAGAGAGCUGUACUGGGGAAUGAGGAGCUUCAAUGCAGAAUCGAUACUAAAUCUCAAUGCCAAGGGAAUGGACUCGGUGUUUGGGCUAGUCGAGGUGGGAGGAACGCUCGUUGUCGAGGGGAGUAUAUACCCAAAGAUGGCAAAUCGCGAAGACAUAAAUGAAGGCGGAAUGGUUGGGAGAAGGGUGGUGGAUUGCAGCUGUGGAGCCAAACUUGAUGAUGGCGAGAGGAUGGUAGCAUGUGAUAUAUGCGAAGUUUGGCAACAUACAAGAUGUGUUCAAAUUCCAAACGAUGAACAAGUUCCCCCAAUAUUUCUUUGCAAGAGUUGCGAGCAGGAGAUUGUGCUCUCGCCUUCGUUACCUUAAGAAUCUACGUAUGUUCGUUCUCCUUUAGGUAAUUUGAUUCGUAUAUUUUAUCGUCGUUUUGGGUGAGGGUCGAGUAUCACUAUAACCGACUUUA